Funneliformis caledonium is the source of this 423-nucleotide messenger RNA. NCBI's taxonomy places the organism in Eukaryota, Fungi, Glomeromycota, Glomeromycetes, Glomerales, Glomeraceae. The record is from the annotation of a GenBank genome assembly.
AUGGAAUUUCAUGACUCUAAAGAAAGUGAAGACUUUUCUGACUAUGAUUCUGACGUAAGUUGGGAAUCUUUUGAUAAACAAGCAUUUAAUAAGUUACUUAAACUAGAACCAUUUGUAUUUAACCAAGAAGAAUAUAUUAAAGCACAAGCAGAGCUUGAACAAGAAAUUAUAAUUAGUGAUAAAAAUGAUGAUUAUCAAGAUGAUAUUGAGAAUACAAAAAUUCCAGCUUCACCAUCAUCGUCAUCACUAUUACCAUCAUUACCUUCACUAAUAUCAACAGAUAUUUUACCUUUACUAAUACCAACAGGAAUUCUACCUUCAUCAAUACCAACAAAAACUCUACCUCUAAUACCUAUCGAGAAACAAAGCAAACUAAUUUGUGAACAUUUACAUCGUCAGCCUGAACCUGAAAGGAGGAGAUAA